AUGCGCGUUAUGGAGCGCACGUUCCGAGAGCAGCUCUUCUUCCUGGUGUUGUGUCUGUCCGUCCUCAAGGGAGACUCCAGAUACAUCGAGAACAACGAGAUCUCCAAAGAUGAAUUAUUUUCAUUUUUCAACUCGGAGCUGAAGAGAGACACACCUGAGGAAUUAAUGUACCGCCGACCUUUACGUUGUCUGGACAUGGUGGCGGUGGAGGGUCAGUUCACCUUCACAGCUGAGCGUCCUCAGCUCAGCUGUGCCGCUUUCUUCAUGGCAGAACCCAACGAGCUGAUCAGUGUGGAUUAUGACAACGUGGACAUCGACUGCAGCGGAGGAGACUUCAUCACGGUGUUUGACGGCUGGGUGAUGAAAGGAGAGAAGUUCCCCAGCUCCCAGGAUCACCCUCUGCCUCUGUACGAGCGCUACGUGGACUACUGCGACUCGGGGUCGCUGAGGAGAAGCGUUCGCUCCUCUCAGAACGUGGCCAUGGUCUUCUUCCGCAUCCACAACGCCGGCAGCAGCUUCACCCUAACCGUCAGGAAACACAUCAAUCCUUUCCCUUGUAAUGUCAUCUCCCAGUCACCAGAGGGCAGUUACACAAUGGUGAACCCGCAGCAGCACAGGAACUGCAGCUUCUCCAUCAUCUAUCCGGUGGAGAUCGACGUCUCCGAGUUCAGCCUGGGACACUACAACAAAUAUCCCAAGAGGUCCAUGCCCGGCUGUGCAGAAUCAGGGGAUUUUGUGCAGCUGCUGGGAGGAAGCGGCAUCGACACGUCGAAGCUGCUGCCCAUCACCGACCUCUGCAUCUCCUUCACCGGACCCACCCACAUGAAGAUCGGCUGCGAUAACACCGUGGUGAGGAUGGUGUCCAGCGGGAAGUUCGUGAGCCGAGUGUCGUUCAGCUACAGACUACUGGACAGCCAGGAGCUGCAGACCAUCAAACUGAACAAUGUGGAGGAUUUCUGUUUCAAUAACUGA
Molecule: messenger RNA, 972 nt
Organism: Anoplopoma fimbria (sablefish)
Lineage: Eukaryota; Metazoa; Chordata; Actinopteri; Perciformes; Anoplopomatidae
Gene: crhbp
Product: corticotropin releasing hormone binding protein
Exons: 7
Coding region: 1-972 (323 amino acids)
Biological process (GO): negative regulation of corticotropin-releasing hormone receptor activity; hormone-mediated signaling pathway; negative regulation of corticotropin secretion
Molecular function (GO): corticotropin-releasing hormone binding
Source: RefSeq, a predicted model, not a curated record